Myxocyprinus asiaticus (Chinese sucker) is the source of this 5054-nucleotide messenger RNA. RefSeq names its product tenascin XBa (gene tnxba). Gene Ontology annotation, molecular function: protein binding. Lineage: Eukaryota; Metazoa; Chordata; Actinopteri; Cypriniformes; Catostomidae. The transcript is spliced from 14 exons. Bases 79 to 4491 code for a protein of 1470 amino acids. The record is from RefSeq and is a predicted model, not a curated record.
AAUACUACAACUAAGUCAACAGCCAGAACUAUUAUUUUUGAUGUUUCAAAGCCAGUAACUACAUUAUUAAACACCAAUAUGAAAAACGAAACUCAAUAUUCUUCCUCAAAAACCAGCAACGUCAAUCAGACUCUCCCAUCCUCUACAAAGUCUGUUGUGGAUGAUGUACAGAAACCGGUGCCUUCUCUUCAACCCACACUUAAGAAGAAAAAUACUACUACUAAGUCAACAGCCAGCACUAUUAAUCAUGAUGUUUCAAAGCCAGUUACUACAUUAUUAAACACCGACAUGAAAAACCAAACAAAAUAUUUUUCCUCGAAAAUGAGCAAUGUCAAUCAGACUCUCCCAUCCUCUACAAAGCCUGCUGUGGAUGAGGUUCAGAAUCCUGUGCCUUCUCUUCAACCCACACUUAGCAAGAAGAACAACAUUACUACUAAGUCAACAGCCAGCACUAUUAAUCAUGAUGUUUCAAAGCCAGUAACUACAUUGUUAAACACCCAAAUGAAAAACCAAACGAAAUCUUCUUCCUCGAAAACGAGCAGUAUCAAUCAGACUCUCCCAUCCUCUACAAAGCCUGCUGUGGAUGAGGUUCAGAAUCCUGUGCCUUCUCUUCAGCCCACACUUAGCAAGAAGAACAACACUACUACUAAGUCAACAGCCAGCACUAUUAAUCAUGAUGUUUCAAAGCCAGUAACUACAUUGUUAAACACCCAAAUGAAAAACCAAACAAAAUCUUCUUCCUCGAAAACUAGCAGUAUCAAUCAGACUCUACCAUCCUCUACAAAGCCUGCUGUGGAUGAGGUUCAGAAUCCUGUGCCUUCUCUUCAACCCACACUUAGCAAGAAGAACAACACUACUACUAAGUCAACAGCCAGCACUAUUAAUCAUGAUGUUUCAAAGCCAGUAACUACAUUGUUAAACACCCAAAUGAAAAACCAAACAAAAUCUUCUUCCUCGAAAACUAGCAGUAUCAAUCAGACUCUACCAUCCUCUACAAAGCCUGCUGUGGAUGAGGUUCAGAAUCCUGUGCCUUCUCUUCAACCCACACUUAGCAAGAAGAACAACACUACUACUAAGUCAACAGCCAGCACUAUUAAUCAUGAUGUUUCAAAGCCAGUAACUACAUGGUUAAACACCCAAAUGAAAAACCAAACAAAAUCUUCUUCCUCGAAAACUAGCAGUAUCAAUCAGACUCUACCAUCCUCUACAAAGCCUGCUGUGGAUGAGGUUCAGAAUCCUGUGCCUUCUCUUCAACCCACACUUAGCAAGAAGAACAACACUACUACUAAGUCAACAGCCAGCACUAUUAAUCAUGAUGUUUCAAAGCCAGUAACUACAUUAUUAAACACAGACAUGAACAACAAAACUCAUCAAACUUCCUCCAAAAAUAGCGACAUCAAUCAAACUCUCCCAUCCACCACAAAGCCUGCUGUGGUUGUUGUCCAGAAACCUCUGAAAGACAAACCUGCAGUGAUUUCACCUAUUAAAGUAGUCAUCACUGAGGGUUGCAUUCAAAAGAAGCAUCAGACAGAUGCUGUUAAUGAAACCAAAGCACAAGAAACUGAGCUAAAUUUGAAGCCUGGAUUUCCUCUGGUUGUGACCCAUCGUAUAAACCUGGUGCCAGGAGCCUGCACAGAAGGUUGUGAAACAGAGAUGGCUGCACUGAGGGAUAGGGUUGAGCUACUUGAGAAGGAGAUGUCAACUCUUAAGAAGAUGUGUAUUCAGUGCUCAGAAGAGCAGUGCCCUAAAAACUGUAGUGGCCAUGGCAAGUGUGAAGAAGGAAAGUGUUUUUGUCUCCAAGGCUUCAGUGGUCCAGACUGCAGUGGCACAACAUGUCCCUCUAACUGCAACAAAAAAGGGAAGUGUGUGAAGGGCAAGUGUGUGUGUCAGACUGGUUAUACAGGCAUAGACUGCAGUAACGCUGCUAAAGAGAAAGUCCAAGUAACUGUUGAAACUGUGACUAUGAAGAUAUCCUCUAAGAACAACACUGCUCAGCCGGAUCAAUCUGUUAAGACAAAGCCAGACAAGACCAUAUUUGGGAAAAAGACAGAUAUAAAGGAACAAAAGAAAGACAAACCAACAGUGACAAUUGGGCAAGCUCUGCUAAAGCACAAAGGUGAACGGCAGCAAGAGUUAACAGCAAAGGGCAAAACAACAGUGGUAAAACUGAGUUUGGACAAACAAUCAGAAGUUGAUCUCAAGUUGAAAACCAACAAAAAUAAAGAGUCCACUGACAAAUCCAGUUCAAAGAAACAUAAUCAUAAAGAUCAGUCUGUCUUUCAGAAUGUGACUCAAAGAAUUGAGAAGAAGGUUAUUGGAACUUCCAAAGUUCUACAGAGCUUGGGCACCAAAGGAACCUUGAAUGUAACAACAUCCAAGAGAAAAGCCCUUAUGAAAACAGCAGGUGAUCAAGGGAAAGUAAGCAAGACUGAUGUUGGAUCUACUGAAAAAGAAAAGAAGCUGAAUGUCAAUGUAACAACAACUCUCAAAGUUGAGAAGAGGUCUGAUAAGCAUGUAAAUGAGACAAGUAUUGAAUCCAAAACUCCCACAAAGCAUUUCAACACAACUAGAAGCAGAUCAUUAGUUAUUGGAUCAGUUGAUGUUCAUAAUAUCACAUCCACUGGGUUCAUUAUGUCUUGGGAAGCACCUCUAGACACAUUCAAGAACUUCACUGUAACAAGAAGGGAAAUCUCGGCAGGAAAUGAUGUACAAGAAUAUUCCGAUAAAAAUCGGGAUGGUGCAGUGAAAGUGGGAGACAAAGGCCCAGUGGCUAGAAAUGUGACAGAGGUCCAAAAGCCUGGUCCAAAUAGAACUUUUACUUCAGUCCACAGUAGUAAGCUUGAUGGGAGGCCUGUGAAAAAGUUCUCGCAGGUUCUCACUGGUACUGCGCGCUCCUAUCAUUUUAAAGGCCUACAGCCUCAAACACGGUACUCAGUUUCCCUGUAUGGCUCUGGUCUUGGAACACGAUCCAAAAUUCACCGCCUUACAUUAUCCACAGGCCCUGAGCCACCCACUGACCUGAUGUUCAGCAAUAUUACAGAAACCACACUCUCCGUUUCCUGGACAAAACCUAAAAGCAUUUCCGCAAAAUUUAAAGUCACAUACGCCAACACUGAAAAUGGUGAGAGUGGCUCCAUGUCUGUUGACUCCCAACUGUCCCAUGUUCUCCUGUCUAAACUCUCUGCUGGUUCAACUUAUGAUAUCACUGUGAUCUCAGUCACUGAGUCAGUAGAGAGUGAGCCAAUCACAGCUUCUGUCACAACAGUGCCUGAUUCUCCUACUGAACUGAAGGCAUUGAUCAUAUCAGACACUAAAGCUCUGCUGGUAUGGAAGCCGUCUCAGGCUAAAGUGGACAGCUACAUCCUUAGUUAUGGAACUACAAAAUCUCCUAAUGUGACUGUCACAGUGACAUUAUCUGGCAGUACUGUGGAGCAUCAGCUCAGAGGCCUGCAACGAUCUUCUCUUUACAUUGUGAAAAUCACAAGUCAAGUCAACCGGCUCCAGAGUAGUGCAGUCUCCACAACCUUCACAACAGGAAGUGGAGUGAAGCUUCAGGUAGUGACUCCUAAUGAGCUGACCUUCCACUCAGCUGUGAUUUCAUGGAAGGCUCCCCGCGUGCCUUUUAAAAGUUAUAGACUCACAUACCAACUGAGAGAUGAAGUCAAGGAGGUGAUUUUAAAUCCAUAUGUGACCCAGUUUGAGCUGACUGGACUGGAAGCCUUCUCAAACUACACUGUGAAAAUAGAUGGAGAAAGAGAUGGACAGUACAUCAGUUUUGUCUCUGCUGAGUUUACAACUGCCCCGCUCCCGUACCAAUACCCCACAGACUGCUCAGAGGUGCAGAUGAAUGGAAUGAAGGACUCGGGAGAGGCUGAGAUCUAUCCUGAAGGGAAGGAUGGAGAGCCAGUGUGGGUCUACUGUGACAUGGAGACAGAUGGAGGAGGCUGGACAGUAUUCCAGAGGAGAAUGGAUGGAUCUACUGAUUUCUUCAGGAGCUGGAGAGACUAUAGUAAAGGCUUUGGUCUGCUGAGUGGGGAAUUCUGGCUGGGAAAUUACAUCCUUCACUCUCUAACCAGCCUUGCACCAAUGAGCCUGCGUAUUGACCUGAGUUCAGGAAAUGACACAGCCUAUGCUUAUUAUGCCAACUUCAACAUCAGCUCUGAGGCUAAUCACUAUGCACUAGAGCUGUCUGGAUACUCUGGCACUGCUGGUGAUUCCAUGAAAUAUCACAACGGUCGACCAUUCUCCACGAAAGACAAAGACCCAAACACUCUUAGCAUCCACUGUGCCAAGGCCUACUUUGGAGGAUGGUGGUAUAAAAAUUGCUACAAGGCAAAUCUCAACGGCCUCUAUGCUGCCUUCUCAAACAACAAGGGUGUGGUGUGGAUAGACUGGAAGGGCAAAGACGCAUCUAUCCCAUUCACUGAGAUGAAGCUUCGUCCCUCCUAUCUGAGUCAAUUGGCCCCGACAACCCCAACAACCCAAGGUUAAUUCUACAAUGAAUAGUAGGCACUCCUAACAAAUACACUGUACAGCUCUCUUACACAAUGCUACUUCAUUAUUGUAUAUAGGUCAACAACAUACACAUGAACUCUCUCAAGGACAAUAUAUAUCACUGUGUUUUUAUUCCAUUAUAUCAUGCUUGUUACAAGCUUUUAAUAUCUGUAUUCCUCCAUAAUAUCUUAUUGUGGUUAAACAAAAAUUGUAAUCAAAUUGGAUAGAAAGUGAAUGUCACAACCUCCAGUCAAUCAAAACUUUUUUUAUAUAGUAUAAUUUUUUUAUUAUUUGUGUGUGUUUUUUAAAUGUAGUGCUAAGAAAUGUGUAUCAAUACAUGUGUCAAUGUCAAGUAAAGCGUUAACAUUAUGAAGGUCGAUAUUCCUCAACAUUACAGCUACUGGAAUGACUGCACUGUUUUGCUCUAUUGGUUUGAAAUGUUAGACAAAAGACAUAAGCAUGUCCUGUUCAUAUGACUGGUUUAGAGUUCCUCUCUGUGUCGGGUUUAUGUCGGGUUUACUUUUGAUGUCUCAAGUUUUGUAUGCAAAAUCAAUAAAACA